Hyaloperonospora brassicae is the source of this 3021-nucleotide messenger RNA. Lineage: Eukaryota; Oomycota; Peronosporomycetes; Peronosporales; Peronosporaceae. The record is from the annotation of a GenBank genome assembly.
AUGCAAAAACGUCGGCGCUUGGUCCAAGGAGACGCGUGUUCACGUUCCCGAAAACGUACGGGCGACGUAGCAGUCAAAGCAGACGGAAAGCAGCCGAGUUGCUCGAAAAGUCGUAUGGCCGCCACGAAGAAGAAGUACUCGAACAAAAGUAAGAGACAUGAUCCCCGAAAUGAUAAGAGUACAGUAGCGACGACAACGACGCAGCACUAUGAUCGGAACGCUGCAGCCACGACGUGGACAGACGACGGUAGUUUGGAUCUGUACCGACGUCGGCUGCAUGACUUGCGUCGCGAAUGGCAAGACUCGGUGACUCAGUGCAGGAAGACAUUCUACAAUAAUCCAAAGCCGGUUGCCGCUUUCGUGGACGCCAACGUAGGCGAAAGAGAAGGAAGAGACAUCGAGAUGAAAGGUCGGCAACAACGCGAUGAAGAAGAGAGCGAAGUAGAGACUCGAGUGACGUAUUAUUCGCCGUGGGACGUGACAGAGACGUCGUCGGGGCUUCUGGUGCCAAGUUACGUGCUGACGCAGCUGCUGCCCCACCAACGCGAGUGUCUCGAGUGGCUGCACAAACUGCAUGAACGAGGAGUUGGCGGGAUCUUGGGAGACGAUAUGGGGCUUGGCAAAACUGUGCAGCUAGCCUCCUUUGUAGGCUCGCUGCAUCUGGCGCGAAGACUUCAGACAGUGCUGCUCUUGUGUCCAGCGUCGGUGUUGUUGCAGUGGGUCCGAGAGCUGCACAAGUGGACGCCUUGGAUGCGGGUCGUGCUGCUCCAUGCUUCGGGGACAGGCGUAAACACGUCAUCGUCGAGUGCGUGUUACGAGCAGCUUAUUGAAGAGACGUUUUGCUACGAAAAUGACGUGUUGGGCGGCGAAGAGGAGGAGGAAAUGGGAUAUCGCGAAAGGGGAGAGCACGCACCGACAGGCGGUGGUGUGGUCAUUAGCACGUACGAAAAUGUGCGACAGUAUCAGAGCUUGUUUCUCACGCGCGAAUGGGACUACGUUGUGCUGGACGAAGGACACCGGAUUCGCAAUCCAGACGCUGAAACAACGCUUGCUUGCAAACAGCUGCGCACGAUACACCGCAUCAUUCUCUCUGGUACACCGAUUCAGAAUCGACUUCGAGAGCUUUGGUCGCUGUUCGACUUCGUUUAUCCCGGACGUUUGGGCACAUUACCAACGUUCGACGAUGAGUUUGUGCUGCCCAUUCGAGCGGGAGGAUACGCGACAGCAACUAAGAUGCAGGUGUUGAUGGCAUACAAGUGUGCACUGGCCCUGAGAGAUCUCAUCCAGCCGUUCCUGCUCCGUCGCACGAAACAAGAAAUCCUGACGAACGGCGCUGACAAUGGGAUGGGUGCACUGCUUCCUGGCAAACAAGAGCAGAUUAUAUUUUGCCGGCUCACGGCGAGACAGCGUGCGCUGUAUAGGCGCUUCCUGUCCUCGUCCGAAGUCGCAAAGGUGUUGCGGCGAGGCAUUCGGCCAUUCCGGGCCAUUUCUGUGCUACGACACAUCUGUAACCAUCCAGACUUGCUAGCAUCGUUUGGUGAUGGAAGACUGGCUGACAAACAACGACAAAGUUUUGAGGACGACGACGAAGAAGAGGUUGCUAGCAUUGCUGGCUCGCUAAACGAAAUGGACGAAGGCAAAGAAGAAGAUGGAAGCGAAGAGGCGUUUGGCGCUGCAUCGGCGAGCGGGAAAAUGGUUGUGCUACAGAAGGUGUUGUUGUUGUGGAAGGCGCAGGGUCACCGAGUGCUGAUCUUUUCACAAACGCGCGGUAUGCUGGACAUCUUAGAGAGCUUUAUGGCUAGGCUUAGCCUCACGUACACUCGUCUCGAUGGUACAACGGGUGUACAAGAGCGGCAGCAGCGUCUGGACGCUUUCAAUGCCCUCGACAGCAACCUUUUCGCCUUCCUACUGACAACCCGCGCUGGUGGUAUUGGUGUGAACUUAGUCGGUGCUGAUCGUGUCGUGGUGUUCGAUCCUGACUGGAACCCGUCCACGGACGUCCAAGCUCGCGAACGAGCUUGGCGCAUUGGACAGCAGAAACCCGUGACGGUGUUCAGACUUGUCACGGCUGGAACGAUCGAAGAGAAGAUUUAUCACCGGCAGAUCUUCAAACAGUACCUUACUAGCAAGGUGCUGCACGAUGCUAAACGUAAGCGGUGUUUCAACAAGCACUCGUUGCGAGAACUGUUUGUCCUAGGGGACGAAGAAGAAGAAAAGGAUGGAGUCGCAGAAACAAACGAAAUGUUUGUUGCUGGAAACGUUGUGCGACCUGCUGAAGCGAUUGACGAUUACCGCGACGAUGGGCAAAGCAGAGACGACAAAGUCGACGCAGAGGCUGGAGAUAACGACAUCGUAUUAAAGCAGUUAUUUGACGGUGGUGAUGUACGCGGUGUGUUUGAUCACUCGGCGGUGGAGUCGGAUGGCGUGCAGAACCAAGAAGCAGAUCUCGUGGAGAUGGAGGCAACAAAGAUUGCUCAAGGAGCACUGAGUGCCCUUCGAGCGUCUGGUGCUCUCGUGCGGCAGCAGCGGGAAACUGUGUAUACGCCAACGUGGACGGGCCGGUCGGGCGCUGCUGGCGAUCCGUCGCAACGGCGGCAGCAGCCAUCGAUUGUGUCGCGGGGUAAACCACAAGGUCGAGGUCGGGGUCGUGGACGAGGUGGGCGUAGUAACAAUGGACUCUCGUCGCGGGAGAUGCUUGCGAGGAUCCAACAAAGACGCGACGGCGUCGCGGCUCAGGCGACGUCCGUCCCGCUCCAAGCCGAUUCGGGAGCAUCGAGUGCCGUGCAGUCUUCUGGCAGCUCGGCCCCAAUUGGCGCCGGUGAGAUGGCAAAGCGUUUGCACUCGUUUCUUGCCGCAAAUGCAGCGACAGGCGUGACCACUGAACGGCUGUUGGAGACUUUCGGCGACGUUGUUGGGCCCAAGGACAAACUCGUGUUUCGACACGUCUUACGUGCCAUGGCGGUCUGUCGCGGUCGUCGAUGGACUCUGAAAGCUCCAGACAGCAGUGCUGACUCUUCGUAG